AAAAUUAUUUAAGUUUAAAAAGGAACUUUUUAUGGAAAAUAUUCAUUAAUAUAAAAUUUAAUGAAAACUAGUUAAAUAAAUAAGAUUUUAUUGCUACAAAACAACAAGUGAUUAUUUUCUAAUAAAUAAUAUAAAUUUUAUACAUAUAAUUUAAAACUAUUUUAUUUCUAUAUACCUCUACAUACAUAAGAAACCAAGAAAGAUAACUGUUUAAUUGUUUAUGAGAAAUCCUACAAACUAUUUUCUACAUGAAAUGAAAUAAAAUUUUCUAAAAUUAAAACAAUGGCAGAACGUUACUACAGCAUACAUCCAGAUGAAUCAACUAAUGUUUACAUAAACUACAAUGUCGGUCAGACACAGGCGCAGGCGCCUACACAUCAUCCCAUCAAUCAAAUAGUGGGCGUUCAGCAAUUAAAUGGAGAUUAUGAUUACUUAACAAAUAAUGCUUACUAUACAACUGUGCCAGCUUCAGUGGCAAAUAACAUUGUGGAUGUUAACAACAAUCGUAACUCAAGUCGUUAUUAUAAUGUUGGGGCUGCUGGAGGAGGAGGUGUUUGUGGUAAGAAUGGCAAUGGUCAUCAACCAAAUCAUAUUUAUACAAAUAAAGUAAUACCCUCUUCAUUGAUGAGCAAAUACACCAGUGCUGGUAGCUACAUGCAUGGAAGCAACACAAUGAUGACCAACCACGUACCGACACAUGAUUCGCACACUAAUCAACAUAACCACAGCAAUCACACAUCGGUCACCCAGGCUUAUUAUCCAAAUCAAUCCAAUGGCUCAUCAUAUGGUUAUCAAAGAAAUCGUUAUAUGCCUUACAAUCGCUGCAACACCACAAACUCCUCGACCAUACAUCAACCCAUACACACUACAAGUGCUAUUUCUACUUCUGUUUUAACCAACGGUGCUGGUUACAAUCAGUUUGCUACACCUAUAUAUCAAACAUGCCCACCUGGUUUGGGUCAAACUAUAACAUCAACUGCACCGCUACCCUCGGCAUCGGUUCAGGCACCUUUACAUUCACAUUCCAUGGCCACAACUACCGCAGCGCAAUGUUCUGCUGGCUCAUCAGAAUUUACAUAUGCCCAUGCUGUAGCUUCAUCAUUAGUACCAAAUAUUGUCACUACAAAUGUGUCGACUACCGAUAAUAAAAGCUCAUCUGUUUCUUUAGCAACGGUUGUUACUUCUUCUUGUAGCUCUGGUGGUACCGUCAUGACCUCAACUCCAUAUAAUUCUAGCCAAACGUACGCAACAGCUGGUGACCCUAAUGACACGGUCACUUUGCAAAUAACAAAUCUUGAUUUCUCUAUGGAUGAAGCUAGUUUAAGAAAUUUCCUACUAAAUCAACUGAAACCUAUAACACCAGUGGUUUCGUUAACAUUCGAGGGUAGUUCAUAUGCUAAAGUGACUGUCCCGGAUUUGUACUUUGCAAAACAAGUAGUUUCGAAUUUACAUCGCAAAAAAAUUGGUCACAAGCGUAUGUUGGUAUCGUAUACACGUGAUUCUUCUUUGACUGAAAUAAACACUUUAAGAUGUCAAGUAGCUGGACUACUAAAAGAUGUUCCUUGCUAUACUCUACCCAUGUAUAAGUUUCGUGAACUAUUUCAAUCGCGUUUCAAAACCUCCAUUAGUGUUUUGGAUCUUUAUAAAAUGCAGGACAUUUGCAUUAUUAAUUCAGAUAAUAAUGAAGAGAAAUUUAUUACCUUGCAUCCUGAUUUAGUUAACUCAUUGGAAAGUUCUCCCCUAAUGGAGGGAUUGCAACAUAGUGUUCCGUAUUGUACUAUACACUUUAAGAGAGAACAACAUAAGGGAUGGGCUGAGCAAGAAAUUGAACCCUUACCAAAUGUAUUUAUGACCAUAGCUGAAAUACAACAAAUUAUACAUCCUCUGUUGAAAAAUCAUGCCGGCGAUAUACCGGUAGCUUCCCUAGUACAUUGCAUCGAGGGGCAAUUGAAAGCUCAAAUCACACCUAAUGAUAAUGGUGUUAAUUUGGAACACUUGGUAUGUUGUGUCCAGGGCAUACAAAUAACCGUUAAUAAUUUCGGUAUUAAAAUAUUGGGUUGGUUGGAAUUAAACAAGGAAAACGGUGGCUCUUCCAAUCAAAUAUAUUCGAAAAACUCUAUAUCCGAUCCAUUAUAUCAAAUUUCCCGUGAAGUUAUAGAACUGGUGAAAAUGUCUCCGAAAGCUACUAUGAAAUUUAAUCGUUUCAUACCAGCUUAUCAUAACCACUUUGGUAAACAGUGUCGCGUAGCGGAUUAUGGUUAUACCAAACUCAUAGAGCUGUUCGAAGCUCUGUCGGCCGUGGUUCAAAUUAUGGGUGAUGGAGAAAAUCGUCAAAUUACUUUAACACAUCGCACGCAAAUUCGGCGUUUUACUUCAGAUUUGUUAAGAGUUCUUCGUGCACAUGGCAAUAAAUCGGUUCUGCUCUCGCAAUUGCCCACCAUAUUUGCCCAAACACAGAAUAGAACCUUUGAUGUUACCGAUUAUGGAGUGUGCGAUAUUGAUGAUAUAUUAGAUGGCCUUGUUAAUUCAAACAUUGUCGUAAUUUCCAGAGUUCAAAAUGGCAAAGACAUAUUAAUCUCGAUUCCCAAGCGUAAACAAACGUCUAGUGAGCUGGAAAAAACGUGCAUUUUUGCGGGAGAAAUUGUAGAGUUGUUUCGUAAUGCUCCACAAUAUACAAUACUCUUUCAGAAGUUUGUUCGCUCUUAUCACUAUCACUUUGGUUAUCAGUGUCGUUUAAGUGAUUAUGGCUUUCAAAAGUUAGCUGAUCUUAUGGAAGCGGUACAUGGUGUAGUCGAAAUGGAGCUUACUAAUGAUGAGGACAAAAAAAUACUAACUGCCAAGGUAGCAAGAAGAGUUUUUUCGGAACAAGUAGAGGAACUUAUAGCUAAAACAACAGGUUCUUCAAAAACAUCUGUAAAGUUAGAGGACGUUAUGAAGUUGCACAAGAAGAAAUACGGUUAUCAAAUAACACCUCAGUCAUUAGGAGUUAAAGAUAUUUCAAAAGCAAUCGAAUUAUUACCAUAUGUAGAGGUCUUUCAAAAAGAUGACUCCAAAUGGAUUAUUUGCCACAAUAAUGAUACCGCUUUUCGUAAUCUUUCUUAUAAAGCAAGCAAAUAUCUUUUAGCCCACGAAGUGGAAAAAUUUGAUAAAAAUAAUCAAAACAAUGAACAAGUCCAGGCAUCCCCCGAGGAAUUGAAUAAAUCUUUAACACUUAGCGAAUUCAUAAAAGGGUUCAAUGAAAAAUUUAAGGAAAACACAACAGAGUCAACUAUACGAGCCAUGAAGCACGCUCUUGAGAUAACUACUGAAAACAAUAUUUCCCAUGUGAGCAUGUCCGGAUUCAUGAAAUUUUUGAUCAAUGUUAUACGUUUGUUGGAGCAGCGCUCAACCAUGAUAGUGCAUGAUAUUAAAACGACAUUGGAUUGUACAAUAAGUACAACCUUUGAAUUUGGUUAUCCAAAUUUGUUUUCAAUUUUAACAGCACAUGAAGAUAUUUUCAAUAUAAAUCUGGGUGUAACACAAGAACGAUCGGAAAUUACCCUGGUACCGAAUUCUGAGAUGCGUCUAUCUUUCUACGCUAAUCACAAGCAUAUGUUUGGAUCUUUAAAAUUACCCUACAACAAACAAAAAACUUUACGUCCUUCUCGCCCCCCAUUAAGCGAGCAUAAUAAUCGUAAUUCCAAUAACCAGGGGCCUCCAGCUAAAACUCGUGCUAUGUCCUCGGAUUCAUCCUCAUCUUCAUCCUAUAACAACUCUUACUCAUCAUCUAACAAUUAUCGAUCACACAACUCUUCAAACUAUUAUCAACAGACAUCGAGAUCAUCAUCUUCUUCGAAAAAUUAUACCAGUGGCAAUUCAUUUAAUAACCUAAGUAAUUCGUCGAUUUAUUCUACAGCAUCGCAUCAUUCCAACAUGUUUAAUACAUCCAUGUCCAACAUGUCAAAUAACAAGGAGAACUCCUUUAAUUCCUCGAUGAUGUUUAAUCAAUCAUUUAAUACCUCCUCAAAUACUUCAGGAUCUUCAUAUUGCGAUUUAAAUGGUAGUGUAAAUAAUUUGGUCAAUCCAAUGGGCGGUUUACAGCCGCCACCAACGCAAUCGCAACCACAACAAGAAAUGAAUGCAACAAACUCUGUUCAGCUGCAACAAGUGCCACCUGUAUAUCCCACCUCCAAAUUAUGGGACCGUCGUCAUGGUUGUAACAUUUAUCAACAGCAACCUUUCAUGGAUGUCACAACUGCAAAUUUACCGACACUGAUGAUGCCGCCACCACAAGUACCAGUACCGGCACAAGCUGUUACGAUACCAAACCAACCUACUUAUAUACCAAUUACCACUGAAGCCUCAACUGGUCUAUAUGAGUUAGUAAACAAUAUACAAAUGUGUCCUAUAUAUGAGCCUCCUAAGCCUGAUACACCACCUUCAGAGAACAUGCCAUUUUGGAUCGAUCCAAUUUGGACAAAUAAUAAUAAUAGUGAAAAACCAAAAGAUGAUCUGUUAAACAUUCGAUUGCCGGAACUAAAAGCUCUAAACGUUUUGCCCAUGUUAUUAUCGCCUUAUAGUUUAUCGAAAACUGAAAAUAUGAAACAAGUUUUCAAUUUCGAUUCACAUGAUAGAAAAAUUGCUUAAGUUAUUUAUUAUUUACUCAA
Messenger RNA from Lucilia sericata (common green bottle fly), 4646 nucleotides. Its product is annotated as meiosis regulator and mRNA stability factor 1-like. Lineage: Eukaryota; Metazoa; Arthropoda; Insecta; Diptera; Calliphoridae. The record is from RefSeq and is a predicted model, not a curated record. Gene Ontology annotation, molecular function: nucleic acid binding.